Molecule: messenger RNA, 1062 nt
Organism: Penicillium soppii
Lineage: Eukaryota; Fungi; Ascomycota; Eurotiomycetes; Eurotiales; Aspergillaceae
Exons: 2
Coding region: 1-1062 (353 amino acids)
Biological process (GO): methylation
Molecular function (GO): methyltransferase activity
Source: RefSeq, a predicted model, not a curated record
AUGGAAGCAACGGCUACGAUCCAGGAUGAAAUUGUUUCUCAAAUAAAUAAAGACUAUGCAACGGUGAAGGGCUUCUUGGAAGCUAGGUCAACGAUAUUUCAGGAGCUCAUGAAGGUCCAAGAAUCGGUCUGGGCGAGCCGUGAAGCAGAUCAACACUAUGUACACGACACGGAUCCUGAUGAAAAGCAGAAAAAGGGUUUCUUCUGGAUGAUGACGAAGAUUGGCAAUCAGAUGCAGGCCAAAACAGAAAUAAUAUUGCCUCCCUCCAAGACUAUAAAUCUCCAGGCUCUCGAUAUCUGCAUGGCACCGGGAGGAUACUCCGCAACUGUCUUGAGGUACAACUCUCAUGCCAAAGUGUUUGGGCUCAGCCUACCGAUAAACGAAGGUGGACAUGAAGUUCUUCUUCCACGCUGGCAAACAGAUAAGCGGGUUAAAAUCCAGUUUGCCGACAUUACCAUGCUUGCUGCGGAACUCGGCUUUCCUGAUUUAGUUCAAGGAGGCAAUCUACAACCAUCCCCAUUUUCCAAUGAUAUACCCUUUAAAGAGCAGAAGUUUGAUCUUGUGUUUUGUGACGGACAGGUUCUCCGCACGCACGUACGGGCGCAGGGGUCCAAAAAGGAAGCUGUCCGACUCAGUGCCGCACAACUUAUUAUCGCGUUGCGAAGGAUCAAGCCUGGUGGGACCUUGGUUAUGCUUUUACACCAAGCCUACAGCCCUCAUGUCAUACGGCUUCUUGAGACAUUCGAUAACUUUUCUCAAAUAUCCCUAUUUAAGUCCACAACUACCCAUGCGUUUCGGAGCUCAUUCUAUCUUGUGGCCAAAAAUGUGGACCCCCAAAGCGAGAGGGCUAAUCAUUUACUACAAGAUAUGAGAAGAAAAUGGAGAACAUACACAGUUCUGAAUUUUGGUGUCAAUCUGCCUGAGGAUAACAUUGAAGAAAACCAGGAAACUAUGGAAGACAUCAUGGAGUCAUUUGGUGAAAGAUUGAUUUCUCUGGCCGAGCCAUUAUGGAAGAUCCAGAAAAAGGCUAUGGUACAAAGGUUUUUGAAAGGGCACAGCUGA